UGAAAUUCAUCUGACAGACAAGUGAGAUCACCAGCUCGCAGCCCAGGCUGUCUAUAAAGGAGCAGGGAGGUCCCAGCCUACACAAUCCGCUCUGGCCCCCGACAGAACUCGGGUCUCUCCCAGAACCGGGCACUUCUGCCUCGGGAAGGAAACCAGUGCGGUGAAAGGAGCCGUCACCUCCCCUGGCUGGGCUGGGGACUCAGCUGAUCACAAUGAGUGCCCUGCCCCUGAAGGAGAAACUGCAGGCCCUCCAGUGCCACUUCACCUGGAACUUUGAAAUCAGAGACAAGGUAGAUGCAGCUCACAUCCUCCAAACUCUGGCUCUCAGGAUUGCCCACAAUGACUACCAGAACCAGCCUACGCUCCUUGCCAUGCAGGCUUAUCUCUGCCACCUGCAAGGGCAAUAUGAAGAUGCUCUGUAAAGCCUUAGAGAAGCCGAGAAGAUUCUGCAAAGAGAUCACCCAGAUAACUUCCCCCGGCAGGUCCUGGUCAUUUAUGGAAACUACACCUGGAUCUAUUAUCACUUGGCCCACUAUGAUUUGGUUGAGCUUUACCUGGACAAGGUUAGAAAGAUCUGCAGCUCCCUGAAGAGCCGCUCUCCAUAUGCAGCUCAGAUCCCUGAGAUACAUGCACAGAAAGGCUGGUCUCUCCUGGCAGCAGGCUUCCGCAAUGGCAGAGAAGCCACAGAGUGUUUCCAAAUGGCAUUAAGAGAAGACAAAGCAAAUGGGGAAUUUCUCGCUGGGUUGGCAAUCGCAGCCUUCGCAUCAUGGACUCACUCAUACAAGUCUGUAUUCUGGAAUGCUGCCAGAGAGAAGUUGGGCGCCAUUAUCCACGAACAGCAGCAAAACUAUGAAGCUAAGAUGUAUUUAGCCAAGAUCCUUAAGAAGGUGGACAGACAGCAAGCCGAAGCCCUUUUAGAAGAUGUUGUCCAGAAUAGCCUGGACCCUGAGGUCCUGAGAAAUGCAGCCAAGUUCUUUCAGCUAGAAUUCCCACAACAAGCAAUUGCUAUCCUACAGCGAGCAAUAUCUCUGAACCCCAAUUAUCAUCUCCUUCAUUAUGACCUUGGCGUCUGCUACAAGAAACAACUGGAGGCAGCCAAAUCAGGCAGAAGAGAAGAAAUAGUGGCAGCAGCUACUGAGGCCUUCAAAAAGGCUGUGCAGAAAGAUCCAGUGUCUGUAUUUUCAAAGCUGGCUUUAGCUGAAAUGUAUGGAGAAAAUACACCUCGCUACCAGGAAGAGAUUUAUCUCAAUCUCAUGAGUGAAAUGCCCAGCCUCAGCAAGAGGUGUCAGCAGGCAGUCUACCUUCACUGGGGGGAUUUCCUCUUCUACAAGCAGAAGUCACGGUGGGAGGCAGCUCAGAUGUACAAAGCAGGUUUCGCCAUUCCAGACAACUACCUGGAGAGGAAACAACUGAAAAAAAGGUUGGAAGAGGUGGCAGGAGAAUUCCAGCAGAGCUCCCAGACCACUGAGGCUGAGGCCAUACAUGACUUCAUUCAACAGAAUGAAAGUCCAUGAGACACUAUAAAGUUCACUGGUGGCAGUAAAAAAGCAGGAGACUGGAGAUGUGGAGAGAAUGGGAGAUCCUUUCCCUUCCCUGGACACACUAAGAACUCCCUCUGAAGCAAGUCACUUUUCCCACCUGUGUAACAAUGACAUUCGUGUUGCAAAUGAUUCUAGGUCCCCUGACUAGUUCAGACCACGGCACAUCCUGCCGCUGCUUCUUUAAUUAUUAUUAGCUACCUGUACUGUAAAGAACAAGGCCCCUUAGUUAAAUUGUGCAUGUCUGGGACACCUCCAUGUCGGAUGCAUGUAGGUAAUUAAUAAGGGUUAUGUAUAGGUUUUUAUUAUGUGAUGGUUGUCAUGUGUUUAUGGGUCCUGAGAUUGUCCAUGAAUAUAGGUUUUGUGAAGUUUCA
Molecule: messenger RNA, 1912 nt
Organism: Gopherus evgoodei (Goodes thornscrub tortoise)
Lineage: Eukaryota; Metazoa; Chordata; Testudines; Testudinidae
Product: interferon-induced protein with tetratricopeptide repeats 2-like
Exons: 2
Coding region: 699-1514 (271 amino acids)
Biological process (GO): defense response to virus
Cellular component (GO): cytosol
Molecular function (GO): protein binding
Source: RefSeq, a predicted model, not a curated record